Molecule: messenger RNA, 2530 nt
Organism: Tupaia belangeri chinensis (Chinese tree shrew)
Lineage: Eukaryota; Metazoa; Chordata; Mammalia; Scandentia; Tupaiidae
Gene: ZNF408
Product: zinc finger protein 408
Exons: 5
Coding region: 276-2471 (731 amino acids)
Biological process (GO): regulation of gene expression
Cellular component (GO): nucleus
Molecular function (GO): protein binding
Source: RefSeq, a predicted model, not a curated record
UCCGAUUCAUCAUUCAAAAAAGGAGACGGCUGAAACCAUUGGUUCCGCUUUCCCGGAUACUCGAAAACCUGGUGGACCUCCGGAGUCCUAGGUUCGUAUUGUUCUCGAACAGACUUUUGCCUCACAAGUACUUCCAAACACUCGGUCCUGUGCACCAGUGGGGUCCGACUCUUACGAUUCUUUCCUGAAAGGAAAUUUGGAAAUCAGUGAUUGUUUCUGGUAGGACCUGAAGAGAGGACGCUCACUUCCGGCGGAGGGACUCUUUCUAACCCGGAAUGGAGGAAGCCGGGGGGCUGCUGUUGAAAGGGAAGAGACGGCAGUUGGCCCCCGAGGCGCGCCAGGGCACAGAUUCGGAAUGGAGCCCAUCCGGAGAAGGCUGCGCUCCGGACCCCAAAGACGUCGUGUUCCAGUCGCCGCGAGCCAUCCUUGCUGUAAAGAGCCUCCCCCGGGGGUUGGCCCUGGGCCCCUCAUUCGUGGAGGAACAGCGCUUGGGGGUCUGGUGUGUCGGGGAGCCCCUGCAGCCAGGGCUGCUCUGGGGGCCGCUGGAAGAGGAGUCGGUCUCGGAGAAGGGUGAGAGAGUGGAACCACCGCAGGAAGAGGUACUGAGGGAGAGGUGUCUGCUCUGUGACCGAAAAUUUGGGGAAGUUCAGGACCUGGCAUUAGGCCUAGGGGGAGACGUGUGUGCCUGUGAGCAGAGUGCAAGCUGGACCAGUUUGGUGCAGUGUGGCCAGCGGGAGAGUGAGGGAAAUGUGGCCACAGUGUGGAUCCAUGAGAGGCUCCACCUACAGGUAUACCGGCUUGUGCCACCAGGCUGUGAGCUGCUACUGUGGCGCUGGCCACCCUGUAUGGGUCUGAGCCCCACUCAGCCCAGGCCAGAGGAAGAGGCAGCUGUGGCAGUGGUGACAGAAGUGGAGUCUGUUGGACAACAGGAAGUGAACUCCCCUGGGGAGGAUACAGCAGAAGCUUGCACAGAUCCAGGUCCCCAGUCACCUGCCAGUGUCCCAGCAGAGAGUGUGGUGAGGUCUGAACAGAAGUCUCAAACCCAGGACCAGCUUUCCAAGGAUGGCACACCGCCUUGCCCGUUGCUUCAGGAGGGCAGCAUGGAUGAGGAGUGCCCACUCCAGUCGCACGUGCCACCUGAGCCUCAGAGCAGCUCAGCCAUGCAGCAGAGCCCAGAGAGCAGGGAGGCCCACUCUGCCAGGGGCACCCAGCUACAGGCCUACCGGGCCAGGAAGUUAUGUGGCCCCAGUGAUCAGUACCCGCCCAGAGCCAAGCCCUCAGAGCCGGGGGCCCUGAACCCUGGCUUCUCUGGACUGCCGCGGGGCCCCCCUGGCGCAGCGCGAAGCUCCCCAAAGCAGGGGCGACGGUACCGAUGCGGGGAGUGUGGCAAGGCCUUCCUACAGCUGUGCCACCUGAAGAAGCAUACAUUUGUGCACACGGGCCACAAGCCCUUCCUCUGCACUGAGUGUGGCAAGAGCUACAGCUCAGAGGAGAGCUUCAAGGCUCACCUGCUAGGCCACCGUGGGGUGCGGCCCUUCCCCUGCCCGCAGUGUGACAAGGCCUACGGCACCCGGCGAGACCUCAGAGAGCACCAGGUGGUGCAUUCCGGUGCCCGGCCCUUUGCCUGUGAUCAGUGUGGCAAGGCCUUUGCCCGCCGGCCCUCCCUGCGGCUGCAUCGCAAGACCCACCAGCUGCCCGCCACCCCUGCCCCAUGCCCGUGCCCCGUGUGCGGGCGGCCCCUGGCCAACCAGGGCUCCCUGCGGAACCACAUGCGGCUGCACACAGGGGAGAAGCCCUUCCUCUGUCCACACUGUGGCCGGGCGUUCCGCCAGCGGGGCAACCUACGAGGACAUCUGCGGCUUCACACUGGGGAGCGUCCUUACCGCUGCCCGCACUGCGCUGAUGCCUUCCCCCAGCUGCCUGAGCUGAGGCGCCACCUCAUCUCCCACACCGGCGAGGCCCACCUGUGCCCCGUGUGUGGGAAGGCCCUCCGAGACCCCCAUACCCUCCGCGCUCACGAGCGCCUGCACUCGGGGGAGAGACCCUUCCCGUGCCCUCAGUGUGGCCGGGCAUAUACGCUGGCCACCAAGCUGCGGCGCCAUCUCAAGUCCCACAUGGCAGACAAGCCCUACCGCUGCCCCACCUGUGGCAUGGGUUAUACCCUCCCCCAGAGCCUCAAACGGCACCAGCUCAGCCACCAGCCUGAGGCACCUUCCCAGCCCCUCUCUGUGCCUCCUAUGUCGGAGCCCACCGUGGUGCUGCUGCAGGCUGAGCCCGAACUGCUGGACACCUGCAGUGAACGUGCAGUCUCCCCAGCCGGGGCCGUGGUCGAGGUCACUGUCUCAGAGAGCCAGGAGAAGUGCUUCGUGGUGCCUGAGGAGCCAGGCCCCGCCCCCAGCCUGAUGCUGAUCCACAAGGACGUGGGCUUCAGCACCUGGGCAGAGGUGGUGGAGGUGGAGACGGGCAGCUGACGACUUCAUCUGCCCCAGGCAAGCGCUCUAUAAAGACCGAUUUACUAGGUUUACUAGCU